AUGUCUACCGCCAAAUCCGCCUCCUCCUUGAUACCGCGUGACCCUGCGAAGGUCAUGGUCAUAAGAGAUGUCACUCCUAAUAUCACGACCCUCAGCGUACCUUUCCUGCGGUUUGGGCACAUCAAGAUUGGCGGCCGGGGUACUUUGGUCAAGCUACAGACGGGCAAUGUGGCCGUCUUUUCACCCGUUGCGCUCACCCCGGACGUCAAGGCCAAAGUCACGUCAAUGGGUCCUAUCAAAUACAUCGUCGCGCCGGACAUCGAGCAUCACAUCUUCAUUUCUACAUGGGCCAAAGAAUACCCCGAAGCGGAAGUGAUCGGGAUGGAGGGGCUGCCGGAGAAGAGAGAAGGCGAUCCGGCCACCAAAGGCACAAAAUUUGCACAUGUUUUCUCCGCAAAGAACAAGCUUGACAUGCACAUCACUCCCGAAUUCGACACCGAAUUCUCCUACGAAUACUUUGACUCCCACACCAACAAGGAGCUGGUCUUUCUCCACAAGCCCAGCAGGACCAUGAUCGAGGCCGAUCUGCUCUUCAACCUGCCGGCCACCGAACAAUAUUCCAAGGCCGGAGUUGCCGCGGGAUCCGGAAUCUUGACGAAGCUCUUUGCAGGCAUAAUGAACACCAAGGGCGAGAUGACCUGGCAGAAGCGCUUUCUCUGGUACGCCGCCGCCGGCAAGGACAGGAAGGGCUUUGCCGAGUCGGCGAAGAGAAUCAAGCAGUGGGAUUACGACCGAUUCAUCCCUUGUCACGGGGACGUUAUCGAGUCGGGCGGCAAGGCGAUUGUCGACCGAGCCACCGCGUGGUUCACCGAGGGCAAGCAUUGA
This is a messenger RNA of Fonsecaea monophora, 825 nucleotides long. RefSeq lists its product as hypothetical. The record is from RefSeq and is a predicted model, not a curated record. Bases 1 to 825 code for a protein of 274 amino acids. NCBI's taxonomy places the organism in Eukaryota, Fungi, Ascomycota, Eurotiomycetes, Chaetothyriales, Herpotrichiellaceae. The transcript has a single exon.